Messenger RNA from Hyposmocoma kahamanoa, 1817 nucleotides. Its product is annotated as homocysteine S-methyltransferase-like. The coding region runs from base 121 to 1146 and encodes 341 amino acids. Gene Ontology annotation, biological process: S-methylmethionine cycle. Gene Ontology annotation, molecular function: S-adenosylmethionine-homocysteine S-methyltransferase activity; zinc ion binding. The transcript has 7 exons. The record is from RefSeq and is a predicted model, not a curated record. NCBI's taxonomy places the organism in Eukaryota, Metazoa, Arthropoda, Insecta, Lepidoptera, Cosmopterigidae.
GGUCCUACAUACAGCAGUUUUUUUUUAUCUGCCGAAUAAAACAUCUUCAAACGGCCGCGAACCUUUUCACUACUAAACCGGAAUAUUAAUUUUUACCAAGUUACUGUCGAGAACGGCGGCAUGACUCCUCCGACCGAUGAGGGUGUCGAACCUCCACAAAUCAUAAUGCUAGACGGUGGAUUUUCGACACAGCUCUCCUGUCACGUUGGGCACGUCAUAGAUGGCGACCCCUUGUGGAGUGCACGCUUUCUUCAUACACACCCUGACGAGGUCGUCAGUACUCACUUGGAUUUUCUUAGAGCGGGAGCGGACUUGGUGAUCACGAACACGUAUCAGGCAUCCCUGGAGGGUUUCGAGCAGCAUCUGGGUGUGACGCGCGACCAGGCUUACGAAUUGAUCGUGCGCGCGGUCGAGCUAGCCAAGCGUGCACGCACGCUCUACCUCGAAGAAUACCAAGAUUACUUAACGACCAAUCAUGAGCCGUUAGUGGUGGGCUCAGUGGGUCCCUACGGAGCCCAUUUACACGACGGUUCCGAGUACGACGGUAGCUAUGCUGACACCACAUCUAUUCAGACUAUGAGAGAUUGGCAUCGGCCGCGAAUCCAGACCCUGGUGGACGCUGGAGUAGACCUACUGGCACUGGAGACAAUACCCUGCCAGGAGGAAGCGGAGAUGCUAUGCGACCUUCUGCGAGAUUUCCCGAACAUGAAGGCUUGGUUAGCCUUCAGCUGUAAGGACAAUCAAAGUAUCGCGCAUGGAGAAAGCUUUCAAAAAGUAGCGCAGAAGUGCUGGGAUUCCAAUCCAGAGCAGCUGGUUGCGGUAGGAGUAAAUUGUUGUGCUCCAUCGUACGUGUCCAAUCUACUGAAAGGCAUCAACGACGAUCGGCCACAUGACCCCAUUCCACUUAUCGUCUACCCCAAUUCAGGAGAAAAAUACAACCCCCAAAUAGGAUGGAUUGACCGUGACAAGUGCGAGGCAGUGGAGACGUUUAUUCAGGAGUGGUUGGACUUAGGCGUGCGGUACGUGGGCGGGUGUUGCCGCACGUACGCUGCAGACGUGUCGCGCAUCCGCAACCAGGUGCAUAGCUGGCGUGACCGCAGGCGGUUCCAAGCCAAAUACCAGGCCAACACCAAUGCCACAAACUAAUAUACAACUAUCGUUAUUAAAACAAGAUGCAAUACAAUGUGCCAAAUACAGUUCUAGCCUGUAUUUGUAAUCAGUGUUACAACAUACAUAUAACAGAAGGUAUAACGAUUAUGUAUCAGUUUUAAUUAUGCAUACAUUUCCGACGGGUCUAAUGCCGCAAAGACGCCUUCACAAAUAAAUAUAGUUAAGCUAAGUCCGAAAUGAACGCUGUGUUCUUAAUGUAGUGUCAUCACCACCAAAGCUAAAAUAGCAGAUUACGGUGGUUGAUGGUUACUAAAACAUAAAUGAUUUUGUAACAAAGGCUUACAUGGUUCACAUAGCAAUUAGUGUUCAUGUUUUGUCAUGAACACCCGGUUUCAGUGGAAUUGCUACUGUGGUAUCGUGACACAAGUUGAACGAUAUGUGGACUAAUUAUAUGUAUAUACCUAUACUGCCCUGCUAAGCCAAAAGGCGUUAUCUCUGAGUUUCGGCCUUUUAGUAUUUUUAUACCAUUCAAUAGCUAUAAUAGUUUUGCAUCUAAUGGUAUAAUAGAAAUAGCGCUAUCUAACUUAAAACAUUUAAAAAACCACUAAGAAGUAUUUUUAUAUCUCAAUUUUUCCUUAAAUUACUAAUAGAUUUGGCGGCUUUCUUUAUAACUAAAAUAGCUGUAUCUAACAAAAUAUGUAUAAUAG